UUUCAUGUUGGUGGACUUUGUACUAUCUGGUAAAAGUCUAGUUCUAUAUUUGUAAAAUUAAAUAACUGUCUUUCUCAGGGUUAAUAACAUAUCAUUAUUUUCUUCUGAAAACCAGUUGGUGUGAAGCCAAACAACAAAAUCUGUACAAUACAAUUCGGAUAUUGGAAAUAGUGGACCUAUAAAUUGAUGAUAAUAAUUUGCAUCUGAUCAUUAUUUAGUCACCCCUAAAUAAAUUGCUCAAACAUGUAGUUCAAAAAGUUUGACUUUGUAUAUAAUUUUACAUCUUAAACGAUAAGGAAAAAUAAUAAUAAUAACAAUGGGUCUAAAAUUUUAAACAUCUUGGUGGCCUUGUGAGUCUACCUUGUUUUUCCACAAAAAAUAUGGCACCGUCAAUUGAUGUUUUCUCUGGUAACCUUGCUCCAUUUAACAAUUCGCCCCUGGCUACUUAACUGAGUGGUAAGUGUUUUCCAUGGCAGAAAGUGUGCCUGUAAUUCAUUUCCAAGGCAACACAUUGAAACCGUUUGGGCAUGGAAACCGCUAAGCAUUGCGGUGCGACCUGUUGACAGGACAGCUGCAGACCUGGGGGGGAGGAGAAGAUGUUUCUUUCCUGGAACUAGUUUUGGUUGCGUUAAGAUAUCAAGGUAACACGGUCGGUAAGAAGGCCAGCCAAAGGGAGGUUUGCUUAAUAUUUUUCUGCUGUAAAAUGUAAUGUGCAUCCUUGGAAUGAGGGUUUGGAAGGCAGUGUUUUAAUCUUUUCUUUUGUUUCACCGGCUGAUGGCGCAUCCUAUGCGUCAAUGUGGAUGUUAACUGGACCUGUUAACUGCAAGAAUGAAGACAAAGCCAUAGUUUUGUUUUCCUUACGAUAUCUAAAAUGACAGUGAAUGCAUAGAUUUUUGUAGGGAUGAAGAUGAAUCCUUAUUUUUUUCCCCUGAAAAUAUCUUUUUAAAACAAUUCUGCCCUCCUUUCAAAAAGAGAGCAUUUCACUGUUCACCAGAAAAAGGCCUUGUCAAUACUGCAGUUAUGAAAAUGUGCUCGAGACUUGCUGCUUAACAUUAUGUAGAUCAGACGUGUUGGGAAUAUAAUAACGCUUCCCAUAAAAGGACAACAUUUUCUUGUCGGACGCGGAGUUAAAUACACCAUAACUGCAGAAACUUGGGAAUCUCCAUAAGUCCUGAGGAACGAGAGGAUCGCCACAGCAGAGCACUUAUGGUCGGCAGGACUCUCGGGACUUAAUCCUCGUCGUCAUACGAUGGAUAAGGCGGAGCAGAUCCUGUCAGAGUUCAGGCUGAAGAAGGAAGAGCUCAAAGAAGUCAUGACGAGGAUGCAGCGCGAGAUGGACAGAGGGCUGCGUCUGGAGACGCACGAAGAGGCCAGCGUGAAAAUGCUCCCGACUUACGUCUGCUCCACCCCCGAGGGAUCAGAGGUGGGGGACUUCCUGGCUCUGGACCUGGGCGGGACCAACUUCCGCGUGAUGCUUGUGAAGGUGGUUGAGGACGAGGAGAUGAGCUGGAAGGUGGAUACCAAGAACCAGAUGUACUCCAUUCCCGAGGAUGCCAUGACGGGCACUGCCCAAAUGCUUUUUGACUACAUAGCAGAGUGCAUGUCCGACUUUUUGGACAAGCAUCACAUCAAGCACAGGAAGCUCCCUCUGGGUUUCACCUUCUCCUUUCCUGUUCGACACGAGGACAUCGACAAGGGCAUCCUGCUGAACUGGACCAAAGGCUUCAAGGCCUCUGGGGCAGAGGGGAACAACGUCGUGGGUUUGCUCAGAGACGCCAUCAAGAGACGAGGGGACUUUGAGAUGGACGUGGUUGCCAUGGUGAACGACACAGUGGCCACCAUGAUUUCCUGCUACUACGAGGACCGCAGCUGCGAAGUGGGGAUGAUUGUCGGCACUGGUUGUAAUGCAUGUUACAUGGAGGAGAUGAGGACCGUGGAGCUGGUGGAAGGGGAGGAGGGCCGCAUGUGCGUGAACACAGAGUGGGGGGCGUUCGGCAACAACGGGGAGCUGGAGGAGUUCCGGCUGGAGUACGACAGAGUGGUGGACGAGACCUCGAUUAACCCCGGGCAGCAGCUGUACGAGAAGCUGAUCAGCGGGAAGUAUAUGGGCGAGCUGGUCAGGCUAGUUCUGUUAAAGCUGGUGAACGAGGACCUGCUGUUUAACAGCGAGGCCUCCGAGCUGCUGAAGACACGUGGCAGCUUUGAGACGCGCUACGUCUCACAGAUGGAGAGUGACACUGGGGACAGAAAACAGAUCUACAACGUCCUGUCCUCGCUGGGUGUUCUGCCCUCGGAGUUGGACUGCGACAUCGUGCGUCUGGUCUGCGAGAGCGUGUCCACACGCUCCGCUCACAUGUGCGGCGCGGGGCUCGCCGCCAUCAUCAACCUGAUGCGGGAGCGACGCAGUCAGGAGGCCCUGAAGAUCACAGUGGGGAUCGACGGAUCCGUCUACAAGCUGCACCCAUGUUUCCGUGACAGGUUCCAUAAAAUCGUCAGGGACCUCACGCCUCACUGCGACAUUACCUUCAUCCAGUCGGAGGAGGGGAGCGGCCGCGGUGCCGCCCUCAUCUCAGCGGUGGCCUGCAAGAUGGCCACCAGCAUGCUGACACAGUAAGAAAAAGGUGCACCCCGAGAACUCUGACCUGAGAACACUGACGACAUGUCACCCACAGCCGGUGGCUCUGGCCUCUUUCGGGCUCUGAAGGGAUGCGUGUCAGCAGACCGGAUACUUGCAGCUGGAAGAUGUACAGACAAGAAAGCAACUGUAUUUUGGUAGCAUUAGACCAACGUGUCGCAAUUUCAGUGUUUUUUUUAACUCUGUGUCACUGCCUGUUGCUAGUGUUUGGGUGUGAACCUAACUGGCCAAUGUGAAAAUUGGCCGAUGUAUUAUAGAUAUAUUAUGAUACCUGUGCAAACAACACAAGGAUUCUUUUUUGUAAAGGCUGCUGUUAACUGGGACUAAAUCAGAUUCAUUGCUUUGUUGUGUAGUGAUUUCAAUAAUGAAUUAUUCCCUUGCUAUUGUAUAUUUGAAUGUUAUGUUUACCACUCUGUGUGUUAGGUUUUAUGUGUAUGAUGAAAUGUGCCUUGGAUGUGAAUAGGCUUUACUGUAAAUAUAAUUGCAUAAUUA
This is a messenger RNA of Anarrhichthys ocellatus (wolf-eel), 3127 nucleotides long. RefSeq names its product glucokinase (hexokinase 4) (gene gck). Lineage: Eukaryota; Metazoa; Chordata; Actinopteri; Perciformes; Anarhichadidae. The transcript has 10 exons. Bases 1250 to 2614 code for a protein of 454 amino acids. Gene Ontology annotation, molecular function: ATP binding; mannokinase activity; fructokinase activity. The record is from RefSeq and is a predicted model, not a curated record. Gene Ontology annotation, biological process: carbohydrate phosphorylation; glycolytic process; glucose metabolic process. Gene Ontology annotation, cellular component: mitochondrion; cytosol.